AUCAACGCAAAGACUGCCCAGUCGGAGCUGCGCCGGCGCAGGCACUAGUCAGUGCGAAAAUAAAUGUGCUGCGAUCCACGCAAAAAAAUCGCAAAAUGCCGAUAACUAUUUUUAGUUUCAUUGCGGUUUUAAACUUAAACACAUUAGUUUUUAUUUUCUUUACAAGUUCCUUUCACAUGACUCAUUCUGUAAGUUUAAGUAAAGUGAUUAAUGCAGACAAUGUGACGGAAAUAAAAAGUGUCGGUAAACGUGAGGUGGAGUCUGAAGAAGAUGAAGGUUUCUACCCGAAUUGGGUUCCUUUCAAAAACAAACAUGGCGAUGAGCUAGGUAAGUUUCAAGAAGUUCGCAAAGCGAAGCCUAAGAAAAGACUUGCACUUCCCAUGAGCUUCCGUCUGAAACGAGUUGCUGAUGGAGACGGUGAAGACUACUAUGAGAAAGGACAAGGAGAAGGUGUUGAUGAAGAUUAUUACGAAAAGAAAGAGUGGUCCGAUUUUCCAAGAGAUGUCAACCCUACUACUACCUCAGUGAAACCUAAUUUAAAUCAUACAGAUAUAUCCGAAAUAGAUGGAGUGGUUAAGUUACUAAUUAAAGAUUCGCAAAAUAAUAAACCUCUUAAAAAAGAAGAAGAGGACGAAGGAAAGCGAAAGAAAAAAAAGAGAAUUGGAGAAUCGAAUACGGAAAAACGAAGAUGGAGAAAAAAACUCAACGACGAUAAUGAUUACCUAGAUGAGCAAGAAAAGAAAAAAGCUGAAAUAAUUAAUAAUGAUGGCAUACCUUCUAUUUUCAAUAAAGAGGAUGAAGAUUCAGCGGAAAUAAUAAAUAAAGACAGCCCUAAAACUCAGAAAGAACAAAAUGAAAGAGACAGGGAUAACGAAGAUGAAAUGUUUAGGGAAGAGAUAGAAAGUGAGCUUCAUUUAGCUAAGUCACGUUACGGCAAGGGCCAUAAAUCACAAGAAAAAAAAACUUUUACUCAACCGGAAGAUAAGAAAAAUAUAGAAAUCACUGAUGGUGAUGAUGAAAAAGAUGAUGGUAAAUACGAAAGUCAGCGAGACACAACGGUUUAUAGAGAAGCCCCGACAACUACCACCCCCAAACCAAAACGAAUAUAUUCUUCGAAUCAGCGGACUGAUAAAAAGCAAAAACAGUCUGUUUUUGAUAACCCUGGUCUUUACAUGGUAAAUAACGACGAGGAAGAAAAAGAAGAAGAAAAUGAAGAAGAUAGUUCUAAUGAAAUAACAACAACAGAAAAACCAAAAACGGCGGCUGAAAUAGCCGAAGAAGAGGAAAAUAGACGCAGAAUAUUUGCUGAAGUAGAUAAGUUAAAGGCCAAACAUGAAGCAGAAAUAAUAAGACAGCGUAACAGGGAUCGAACUAGAGAGUUGUAUUAUGAAGCUACAAGAGACCCCGAUACUGAGCGUAAAACUACAAGUUCUGACUAUGUCCGCGUAUCUUUGGUUCCAUUGAAAGAAGACAAAGACGGGGAGCCUACCCUAUUCUUCCCGAUAAAGAACAAGCCAAGCCGUUCAAGAGGUAAUAAUAAGACACCGAAACCUAGAACAACAACCCCGAAGCCACCAGAAAUCACGACAGCGUUCAGGGAACCUACACGGUUGAUAACUGCGCCGUCUUCACCAGAUUAUCCACCUCAAGAUGUCGUGCCAUUGGCAUCGCAUUCAACGUCAGCCUUUGACGUGGAUAGCUUGAUUGAUGAUACGGGGCCAUCUUCGCCUCAGGCAAGUUCAGUGAUAUCCGGUCCAGAACCAACCAGUACUGGAGCAGUUUCAAGUGCCGAACCAUCCCGGACCGAUGUUGAACCAACCAGUCCUGAGACGGGACCAUCAAGCCCAGACUCAGGUCCCAGCGGUGCCGAUACAGAACCUUCAAGUCCUGAUGUUCAGCCAUCAGCGUCCGGGACCAGAUCAUACAUAGGCUCUACCGCUCCUGAUGUAGAAUCAUCAGCAGAUUCGAGUUUUGUUCCGAGUCAUUCGACAUCUGCAGUGACAGCGGUGGCUGACAGUGAAGAGAGAACUGACGAUGAUGUGAUAAGGAGAACUGAAGAUGAUGCUGAGCCGGCGUCUUCCGAACACAAGAAGAAAGAACACGGUGGAGAUCACAAGCAUGAGGAAGGUGAAGGAAAGGAAUUCCACUCUGAAGCGGAGGCGGAGCAUGGAGAAAGUGGAAAGAAGUCAUACAAGGGUCACCACGAAGACUCGAAGUCGGCAGUCGGGAAGCACGAGAAGGAAGACCACCUAGGGAAGUAUGAAGACAAGGGGGGCCACGACAAGAGGCACCACGACGAGAGCGGCCACUACGGGAAGCAUCAUCACGAGGAAGAGGGGAAGAAACAUGCUGAGUACGAAGAGUCAGGCAAGCACAGCAAGGGCCACAGCACCAAGGGCUCCCACGACAUUCACAAGAAGGAGGAGUAUGAGAAGAACGUGACCUUCUUCGAGGAAGAAGGAGACUCGGCCGAGGAGGAGAAGCAUGGGGGGUACAAGAAGGAGAAGUCUCAUGGAGGGGGAGGUAACUUCAAGCACGGCAAGCACCUAGUGGCGCACAACGCUCGUCAGAAAGGAGAGAAUGGAAAAUAUUUGAAAGGAGGCUAUCGCCACGCACAGACGGGUCACAAGGCAUCAGGCGGCCGCGACGGGCAUCACAAGCACGAGGUAGCUCAAGGUCACCUGGAGGCAGCUGGUGAGGGGCAGAAGUGGAUGUUCCACCACGGGCACCCGGCCAAGACGGCCAACCUGGUCAUCAUCGACCGAAGGGCUGACCAGCUUCAGAGGGGCCCCGUCCACUUCGGACGUCAGUGGUGAAGUUUCUGUGGUAAUACAGGGUGGUUAAAGUGCAGAUAGAUAGAUAGUGAGACACAAUUGGACAUUAUUUUUUGACGACGCUAAUAGCCCCUAGAGGUAAGCAUCCUUUCGGCAUCGUAUGCAAAAGACGUGUCGCAUUCAGUAUUAUUUUGUAGAAAUUCAAACGCGUCCACUUCAUCGGCAUUUUCUCCAUAAAUUUAUGAAGUUCGUUUGGUCCGAUACGUACGAUACCGAUAGGUAGACGCUUAUAUUUAACCAGCUCUUGUGUUUGUGGAUAUGCUUGAAGCUUUAAAAGUUAUUUCGUAUUGACGCACCUAGGUGAAGUUUUUACAGUGCAUCAGUACAAGAUGCACACAACGUGGUGGAGCUAAAACACAGACAUUUAUCUGUGAGCUAAAAUGACAAAGCCAACAAAUAUGUUUGUUUUAUUUCGGAUUGUUCAAAUAACGUUAACGUUGAGAACAAGACAAAGCCGUUUGCUUAUAAAAAAAAUAUUAUUAGUAAUGAAUUCGUACAAUAAGAAUACGCGUAUGAUAAUUAACUUAUAUGGAAUUAUGUUUAAACAAUACUCAUAUUUUUAUCUUAUUGUUUCAAUUAACAAUGCAACUUACUAAAUACUUGUGUUACGAAGAAAAACAUAUUUUAGUAUUCUGAAUCAUUGAAAAAAUAUGUUAUGAUAAAAAGUAUUAUGUUACGUACACAAUAAUAUAUAGUACGUAAGUCCUAAACGUAUUUAAUAGUUACCUAAAUAUUUAUUUGACACAUUGCUAAU
Plutella xylostella (diamondback moth) is the source of this 3588-nucleotide messenger RNA. RefSeq lists its product as uncharacterized. The record is from RefSeq and is a predicted model, not a curated record. NCBI's taxonomy places the organism in Eukaryota, Metazoa, Arthropoda, Insecta, Lepidoptera, Plutellidae.